UUUCUCUGGUCUUAUCAGUAACUCCACAAAGCCUAUUCUAUCAAUUAAUAAUUGUGAUAGCAAUGACAUUGUAAAUCUUGAGCAGACGCAGAGUGCUAUUGUUGCAAGUGCAAUAGAGCUACACUCCUUUCCCAAAGUUAAUUCUAAUAUCUCUGAACAUAUAGUCUCACAUAAUGAGGAGUCCACAUUUCCUAUUCCCACAGAAACAAUAUCAUUAGAAGAGAAAGAGGAAACGAAUUUCUGGAUUUGCAGAAUAGGGAAAAGAAAAUUUCAAGAUCAUGACACUCCCUCUAUUAUUACUUCUGAACAAAAAAAUAACCAAUCAACAUUUCAGAAUGCCUGUCCUGACUCGCCGCAAAUUUCCAUCUCACAGAAUAUUUCAGUUGGCACAGAUCUAAUUCCAGGUUCCGUACCUUACUUAACUCGUUUAUUUGACAAGGCCGAAAAAACUGGUCGAAAAGAAAAAUUGCGUGGGUAUUAUUAUAGUGAGGAAAUCGAAAGAAAAGUUAAAACUAAUAGUUUAGAAAAUAAUAUUUCCGAUAAGAUGGCAAGAACAUAG
Diversispora eburnea is the source of this 559-nucleotide messenger RNA. The record is from the annotation of a GenBank genome assembly. NCBI's taxonomy places the organism in Eukaryota, Fungi, Glomeromycota, Glomeromycetes, Diversisporales, Diversisporaceae.